This is a messenger RNA of Loa loa (African eye worm), 727 nucleotides long. RefSeq lists its product as hypothetical. The transcript is spliced from 6 exons. Bases 63 to 584 code for a protein of 173 amino acids. Gene Ontology annotation, molecular function: protein-folding chaperone binding. The record is from RefSeq and is a predicted model, not a curated record. Lineage: Eukaryota; Metazoa; Nematoda; Chromadorea; Rhabditida; Onchocercidae.
UUUAGGAACAGAAUUAUCGCUACUUUAUUGCAGAGGCUAGUUGAUAUUGUGUGGAACGGAGUAUGUCAAAAACGAAAUAUGAUUUUUAUCAAACAGAAACGCAUGUUUUUGUGACGAUAUUGAAACGUGGCUUAACACUGGAACAGUGUAAAGCGCAUUACAUAGAUGGUUGCUUAACAGUGGUAGCAGCGGGUGAAACGUUACUGAACAUACGCUUAUCCCAUCCGAUUAAUCCUACAUCAUUAGAACUAAAAUGUUUACCAUCCAAAAUUGAAUUGAAAAUGGCAAAAUUAACAUCAGAUCAGUGGGAAACAUUGGAGGAGAAGAGUGAAGAAAACAAAAAUAAGCCAACAUUGAUUAGUUGGGACAAGUUUGCUAAAGAAGCAGAAGAUGAUGAAGAAAAAGGGGAUGUCAAUGUGCUUUUUCAGAAAUUAUAUAAAGAUGCAGAUGAUGACACGAGGAAGGCAAUGGUGAAAUCAUAUACAGAAAGUGGUGGAACAGUGCUAAGUACAAAUUGGAAAGAAAUAAGUAAAAAACGCACAGAAAUCCGGCCUCCCGAUGGAAUGGAGUUUAAAAAAUGUUGAUGCGAUUCGUGGAUUGAAACAUAUCACACGGGAAUAUAUCGGGAUUAACCAGUCUCAAACUAGAAACCAGAUAAAGAAUCAAUAUCCCAGCUUCCUGUUAAAGUUAUCCAUACAAAGAAAGGUUUCCAAUUUUAUGCCGGCAU